GAGGGGGCUUUGACCAUGGCUCAGGACCACUCUGUCUUGGGACUUCAGCUCUUCACCUCUCCUUUCUUUCCGCUCCUCCAGCUCCUCCUCUCCAAAAUGACCGAGUUCUCAGCGGACCAGAUUGAGGACUUCAAGGAGGCUUUUGGCCUCUUUGACAGAGUUGGUGACAACCAGGUGGCCUUCAACCAGGUGGCCGAUAUCAUGCGCGCUCUGGGCCAGAACCCCACCAACAAGGACGUUACAAAGAUUCUGGGCAACCCCACCGCUGAUGACAUGGCCAACAAGAGGCUCAACUUCGACGCUUUCCUUCCCAUGCUGAAGGAGGUUGAUGCCCUUCCAAAGGGUACCUAUGACGACUACGUUGAGGGUCUGCGCGUCUUCGACAAGGAGGGCAACGGCACAGUCAUGGGCGCUGAGCUGCGUAUCGUGCUGUCCACUCUGGGAGAGAAGAUGACUGAGCCCGAGAUUGAUGCCCUUAUGGCUGGUCAGGAGGACGAGAACGGCAGUGUGCACUAUGAGGCUUUCGUCAAGCACAUCAUGUCUGUGUAAGAGGCCAGCAGUAGGAGUGCUGAAGAAACUGUAGUUCACCUACAGACAGCCCAACAGUGUUCAGGACAUCUACACUGUACCAAAGACCAACCAAGGAAAGACAAGGACUAUGUACAAGGGAUGUUGAAGCGAACCCAUCUUGUUGUUUAUUUUGUUUUUCUUUCCAUUUCGUCUCCAACCCUCCUCUCUCGGGACAUCACCACCAUCACCUCUUCAUUGUAGACCUCCCAUCACUUGGCCUCAACUCCAACCGGGGCGUGUCUCCACUCGCCGCAUGGGGUGAGGAACGGGGGAGAAGGGAUGACCGCUCAUCAAGUGAGGGUAGAUCCCUCCCUUCCCACCGCCACCUCAUUCAGUCACGCCAUCACUGGCCCAGCAAUGCCAAAGGUGCUGGAGAUUGGUGGUGGAAAGACCGCCAAAAGCCUUCCCUGAAAAGUUUUAUUUAUUGUCACUCUGUUCAUUUCAGAAUAAACUUUUCCAACGUACAUCCCA
Molecule: messenger RNA, 1041 nt
Organism: Plectropomus leopardus (leopard coralgrouper)
Lineage: Eukaryota; Metazoa; Chordata; Actinopteri; Perciformes; Serranidae
Gene: mylz3
Product: myosin, light polypeptide 3, skeletal muscle
Cellular component (GO): contractile muscle fiber; myosin II complex
Molecular function (GO): calcium ion binding
Source: RefSeq, a predicted model, not a curated record